GAACAUGCUCUGCCUGUCUCAGAGAUUGCAAGUCAAAUUCAGAGCAUACUUCGCUAUCAUAAUCUUGAUUGCCGUUCAGUUAGUGCAACCAACAAUGUCAUGCAAGAACGAAAACUGCAGCCAGCGUCUUCACCGAAGUCUGAAGCUCAACAAGUUUACAAACAAGAUGACAGUGAAGCUCUUGGACAUAUAUAAAGCCAGUCAAGGAGACUCUACAGACCUGAUCUGUGAAAUGCAAAUGGACAAUGUUCCAGUGUCUACAAUCUCCGGUCAGACUGAAUCGGAGCGCAUCUUAAGUAUGUAUUCCCACCUGAAGGCGUUUCUGCCACACCUGAAGACAGUGAUGGAGCAGCAGCGGGACCUGGAUCCUCCAACCAACCCCGUGACAGAGGGAAUUAACAGCUUGAUUACACACGUUCGCCACAUGGCUGUAAGGGUGAACUGUCUCUUACAAAUCCUGCAGCCAAAUAUACCCAUUCCUGAGCCAGCUGAAAGGCCAACGGGAAUUCCCCCAGCGCAGAAUAUUUUCCAGCAGAAGGUCUAUGGAUGCAUCGUCCUAACUCGGCUUCAGCAGCUCCUUAGUCAAGCAGUUCAAGAACAAAAGUCUCUCAAGGGAAAAACCUGCAGGAGGACAAAAAAGAAUUAUUCUUGAUCAACUCAAACUUGUUCUGUUAUGUAAGACCACGUAAUUUAUUAUUAAUAUUUAUUUUUGUACUGUUUAUAAGAAAUGUUUUCU
Danio rerio (zebrafish) is the source of this 736-nucleotide messenger RNA. It is a transcript of the gene m17, whose product is annotated as IL-6 subfamily cytokine M17. NCBI's taxonomy places the organism in Eukaryota, Metazoa, Chordata, Actinopteri, Cypriniformes, Danionidae. The record is from RefSeq and is marked provisional. Gene Ontology annotation, biological process: regulation of programmed cell death; ciliary neurotrophic factor-mediated signaling pathway; negative regulation of neuron apoptotic process. Gene Ontology annotation, molecular function: ciliary neurotrophic factor receptor binding. Gene Ontology annotation, cellular component: cytoplasm; extracellular region.